This is a messenger RNA of Trematosphaeria pertusa, 1302 nucleotides long. RefSeq lists its product as uncharacterized. The record is from RefSeq and is a predicted model, not a curated record. The coding region runs from base 99 to 1079 and encodes 326 amino acids. Lineage: Eukaryota; Fungi; Ascomycota; Dothideomycetes; Pleosporales; Trematosphaeriaceae. The transcript has 3 exons.
UCCACAGAGCUAGCUACUGUUCGGUUCCGUUCGGUCGCGCAGUAAGGGAUUAGCCAGGUCGGACGGACGCAGGCUGUUGACCAACAGGAAGAAGAGGCAUGGCGACCGGUGCUUUCAACGCCAAUGCCCGCAACUUUCGGCCUUUAACCCUAUUGCAACAUCCCGCCCGCACACGCCUACAUUACACAGACAUCGACGAAUGGUUGGACUCGAUCACCGGCUGCUCCGCUCCACUGACGAAGCACAACUGGGUCGACGGUCCCUGCGAGAAACGCGACGAUCCCACCAGCUGGAUCACCGAUAAGCCAGACACCGAUAUCGAUACCUUUUACAACGUCGCAGUUGGCCUGCUGCUACAGAACGACCGUCUUCGUUACCGGCCGGAGCUGCUAAAGUUCCUCACCGAGGCAGCGCCGCAUGCGCUGUGGGCUGUCUUCUGUAGCCCUUGGGCCUGGUCAUGGGAAGCGUACGACUGGGGCAUGGAAUGGGAAUUAGUGUUGCGAAAAUGCGCUUGGAUCUUCAACGGCUAUCCUGUCGACCAAUACGCCGUCUGCAUUCCGACCACUCCAGACACAACGGGAGAAUUCGCCAUCCACUGGGAUAUUCCGUACCGUUGCUACUUCAAACCGGGGAAUGGCCGGGUGGAGGGGUUCAACGUCACCUUUGCGAAGCUUCGCAUAUGGACUUUGAAGACGGACAAAUCCCUGAUAUCCAACUCCACCUGGAAUGGAGUCACGAUUACGAACUGUAUAUUCAUGCGAUGCUCGUUCCGCAAUACGACCUUCACCAACGUUCAUUUUCUCGACUGCACCUUUACCGAUGUGGACUUCUGCGACGUUACCAUUACGAAUUCGCUCAUUGCGAACACCAACAUUGACGGGACAUCAAUCAGGAACUCCAGGUUCGACAGUGCCAGCUGGUGCUACAACAAAUUCGUUCGCUGCGUUAUAGACGACGUGCGAUCUAUCAAGUCGAACUGGACCCAGAUUUGGUACACGGGCAUGAACAUCUUCGACUACACGGAGUCGGAGCGAUCGGAGAAUUGGGUGGGGAAUAUGGCGAAUGAGAGCACUUGCUAGGCGUCCCUCCUAUGGAACGCGGAUUACCCCUACGAUGUGUAUCUAUGUCUGGCAUAGAAAGGCAACUAAUCAGGGGUCAACGAGGCCUGUAGCGCAUUCGAACAGCCUCUCGCGGGACGAAAUAUACCAGCUUGUGAUGUGCACUGCGCCCACAGCCCCCCGUGUCCAAGACCGCUGACCGGGAGUCGUUUUCGCCACUUGGCGCCGUUGUCUAGAGCGAUUC